Molecule: messenger RNA, 1038 nt
Organism: Ziziphus jujuba (common jujube)
Lineage: Eukaryota; Viridiplantae; Streptophyta; Magnoliopsida; Rosales; Rhamnaceae
Product: (+)-neomenthol dehydrogenase-like
Exons: 5
Coding region: 101-955 (284 amino acids)
Cellular component (GO): membrane
Molecular function (GO): oxidoreductase activity, acting on the CH-OH group of donors, NAD or NADP as acceptor
Source: RefSeq, a predicted model, not a curated record
AAAAAAAAGAAAAAAAGAAAAAAAAACAAUUAUCUCGUUGGUUUCUGAACGUUUUUCUAUUUCUCUAGCUCAGAGCCUACCUAGCCCUAUUUCUUCCACGAUGGAAAAGGCAACAAAGAGGUAUGCAGUUGUUACAGGGGCAAACAAAGGGAUUGGAUUUGCGGCCGUUAAGGAAUUGGCUUCUAGAGGUAUCAUGGUGGUUCUAACAGCUAGAGAUGAGAAGAGAGGACUACAAGCUGUUCAGAAAUUGAAGGAGUUUGGUUAUUCAGAUAAUGUGUUAUUUCAUCAGCUUGAUGUGGCUGAUCCUGCCAGUAUUGCUUCUCUUGCAGAUUUUAUCAAAACCAAAUUUGGAAAGCUUGAUAUCUUGGUGAACAAUGCAGGGGUUAGUGGGAUCAUCAUAGAUGAUAGUGCAGGGCCACUGGUUGGACCACCAAGCAGCUGGAAUAUAAUUCAAACAUAUGAUUUAGCAGAAGAAUGCUUGAAAAUAAACUAUUAUGGAGCUAAAAGAACCACUGAAGCACUUAUUCCUUUCCUUCAAUUAUCUGAAUCACCAAGAAUUGUUAAUGUCUCAUCAGGAGCUGGGAAAUUAAAGAACAUUUCUAAUGAAUGGAGUAAAGGGGUGCUAAGCGGUGUUGAAAGCCUCACCGAAGAGAAAGUGGAUGAAGUGCUGAACAAGUUUCUUAGAGAUUAUAAAAAAGAAUCACCAGAAACCAAGUAUGCUGCCUAUACAGUUUCAAAAGCAGCCAUGAAUGCUUACACGAGGAUUCUAUCCAAGAGGUAUCCGAAAUUUAAGAUCAAUUCUGUGUGCCCUGGCUAUGUCAAAACUGACAUCAACCGCCACACCGGAAACCUAACAGUCGAAGAAGGUGCCGCUAGUCUUGUUACAUUGGCGAUGCUGCCGAAUGAUGGUCCUUCUGGCCUCUUCUUUGCUCGGCAAGAAGUGUCAUGCUUUUGAAUAAAAGUAUCCUAACUAGGUAUCUGCUAUCACUAAUAUGAUUAAAAAAUAAUAAUAAUAAUAAAUGUAGCAUUUUAAUUGCA